This is a messenger RNA of Guillardia theta CCMP2712, 732 nucleotides long. RefSeq lists its product as hypothetical. Gene Ontology annotation, molecular function: 2-oxoglutarate-dependent dioxygenase activity. The transcript has a single exon. Lineage: Eukaryota; Cryptophyceae; Pyrenomonadales; Geminigeraceae. The record is from RefSeq and is a predicted model, not a curated record. The coding region runs from base 1 to 732 and encodes 243 amino acids.
AUGUCCAAGGCCGUGCUGGAACUGAACUCGCUGGAGCGUCUCGAGGAGAUGGUCAGUCGCUCCCAGCCGUUUGUCGUGAGAUCCGAGAAGACGCUCAUGGCAUGGCCUGCAUGUCGGAAGUGGGUGGGGGGUGAUGGUACCUUGUACCUCACUGAACGAUGUGGUGAGGUGGUAGUGGACGUAGCUGUGUCAGACGAUCUUAAGUUCUCGGGAGACGUUCGACAUGCUCAGACCGUCUCGAUCCCUUUCAAAUCCUUCUUGGAGCAUGAGGGCGACCCCAACGUCUACCUAGCGCAAUGCCCGCUGUCUUCCUCCAGCGCAGACGCUCCUUCCGGGCUGGCGGCGUUGCUGGGUGACAUCAAGGUUCCCGCGAGCCUCGGAGGAGAGUGCGGUCGACUAUGCUCCAUCAACCUCUGGAUGAAUCGUUCAAGGCCCGUGCGGUCGACCCUCCACUACGAUGCACACAACAAUCUGCUGUGCUGCCUGAGCGGGACCAAGGAGGUCACGCUUCUUCCUCCCGAUCAUCAGCUCUGCAUGGGGACCCUGCACUCCGUGUACGUGACAGGCUGCAACCACUCGACGGUAUUGCUGGACGACGAGACGUGGCAGGAGAUGAUAGCAGAGGGGAACUACAUGAAGGCGAGGAUCGGAGCAGGGGACUGCCUGUUCCUCCCUGAGGGAUGGAUGCAUCAGGUGGGGGUUGCGCUUCCAUUCGAGGGGAUGAGGAUGUGA